This is a messenger RNA of Gossypium arboreum, 528 nucleotides long. RefSeq names its product transcriptional regulator TAC1-like. The coding region runs from base 1 to 528 and encodes 175 amino acids. The transcript has a single exon. The record is from RefSeq and is a predicted model, not a curated record. NCBI's taxonomy places the organism in Eukaryota, Viridiplantae, Streptophyta, Magnoliopsida, Malvales, Malvaceae.
AUGGAAUCAGCAGGAAAGCGAGGAAGCUCGGAUGCUUCGAGCGAAGAAAACGAUGAUGAUCAAGUCAAGUGCCACACGGAGGCAACCACCAAACGCUCCUACGAAUGCAUCUUCUGCAAGCGUGGCUUCACCAACGCUCAGGCCUUGGGAGGGCACAUGAACAUACAUCGAAAAGAUCGAGUCAAGGCUAAGCAACCGACAAGCUCUGCAGUUCUGAGCAUGAACCCUAGAUAUGCUCCUACAAUCCCAACUUAUGCACCAUCAAGGUACCAUCAGAUUGUGGAGGCUCAAAUUCAAACGAAUCAUCACAUGUAUUUCCAGCCACCACUGUCUAGCGCUAGACUCCCAUAUGCUCCUGCGAGGUCGCGAUCAUUGAGCAUCAAUGAAGAGCUCUUGAAUGCAAAUUUUAGCCUACAAAUUGACCCUACAAAAGUAGAUGAAAAUGAAAUGACGAGGAAGGGAAUCAUGAAAGAAGAUGAAGUAGACUUGGAGCUUCGACUCGGUCACGAUCCAUAUCGUUAUAAUUAA